UUAGGAUCAGUGAUGUCAGCGGUCGAGCUUCCCUUGCUGCACUUCCUCUUAUGCUUAUUGCACUUUCAGUGAACGGUCCUGUGGAGGGAGAGGCUGACAGCCUCAGUCAUCAACCAUCAGGAUGUUUGUUCUCAUCUGGGCGACUCUGCUUUUCUCCGUGUGGGGCAGCGAUGCCGUCACAGGUGAAUCAGUGGGAGAAACAACACGCUGUUACAAAAGAUUCUGUAUCACUUUCAGAAAAGGAGAAAUCACAGCAGAGGCUGGACUCUGUGUUGUGAUACCGUGUUCUUUCACGACUGGUGAUGGAUUUACACCCCAACAUAUGGUGUGGUUCAAAUGUGAACCAUCUAAAACCAGAUGUGGAGACGUAGACAUUAUAUUCCACACUAACAAGAAUAACAACAAAGUUCAGUCUGAGUUCUUAGGACGAGUUUCACUGUUGGAGCCUGACGUGAUGAAGAGGAACUGCAGCAUCAUCAUCAAUAACCUCACUGAGUCCGACUCUGGAACAUAUCAACUCAGAGUUAAUGGUGUCAAGUAUUGGAGAGAAGACGGAUUUACAUUCUCUACAAGAGCAACUGUCUCUGUUAAAGCUCUUACCCAGAAGCCCUCAGUGCUGAUUCCUCCUCUGACUGAGGGGCAGAAGGCCACACUGACCUGCACUGCUCCUGGUCUCUGCUCUGGUUCUGAUCCAGAAAUCACCUGGAGGUGGAGAGGAGCAGGAGAGAAGGACUCUCACAUCACAGGAAACAUCACUGGUGUCACACAGAGACGCAGUUCAACGUUGACCUUUAACCCUUCAGCUGAACACCACGGCACCAACAUCACCUGUAAGGUCAGCUUCACAAGCAGCAUCACUACAGAGGAGACAGAGACUCUGAAUGUGGACUAUGUGAAGGACCUUAGAACAACUGGGAAUACAAGCGUGGAGGAGGGCGAGACUCUGAAUCUGACCUGCAGUGUUGAAAGUUUCCCUCCAGCUCUCAUCACGUGGACAACGUCUUCUGAGACAAACAGGCACAAUGAGACGGAGAGGACUCUGCAGAACGACACUGAGUCCUUCAUGCAGACAGGAAGUGGAACGAACACUUUGUCCAUCUCUAACGUGACGGCAGACGCUUCUGGGAAAUACAUGUGCAGAGCAAAAUAUCUGAAUAUAACCCUGGUGAAGAGUGUUGAUGUAAAAGUCAUAUAUAUGAAGGAACCUGUCAUCACUGGUCGUACGACUGUUGAGGAGGGAGAUGCUCUGAGUUUAACCUGCAGCAUUGAAAGUUUUCCUCCCUCUCAUAUCACAUGGACCGUUGUCGGCUCCAACACAAAGCUGGACCUUGGACCUGAGAAGGCCACCGGAUCGGCCACACUCGUCCUCCCUAAUGUGGCGACGGGGGGCUCUGGACGGUACAUCUGUACAGCACAACAUCUGGACAAGACUGUGACGACGUAUGCAGACGUGACCGUGACUUGGUUUUCGAAAAUCUUGAAACCCUCUGGGUGUGAGGUCCAGUCGGGGGUCCUGACCUGUGUGUGCGCCAGCGAGGGGUUUCCCUUGCCCACCAUCGAAUGGCCGCUGUUGAAGAACCACAGCGAGUACUCUGUGAUCACCGCUGUGUCCGACCACGCGGUCAACAGCACCGCCACUCUAACCGUAAAAGACCACAACGCCACUUCUGUCGAGUGUGUCAGCAGCAGUGGGAAUGUGGAAGCAAGAGAAAAGCUCAACAUCAGAAUAAACACUUCAGAACAAAAGGGAACUCCCAUCCGACUAGUUUCAUGGCUGGAAAUCAUCAUUGCCUUCUUGCUUGGGGUUCUGCUAUCAGCACUUCUUUGCUGUUUGACCACAAAAUGCCACAGAAAAAUACAGAAGAUCUCUAGAAAUCUGGACGAGCCUCUGGAGAUGGGGACCAGUCCAGCUCAUCCACUGAUAAAUGCUGGUCAAUCAGUCGAAGAUGACCAGACCUACUACCAAGAGUUCGCUAAAGGAGAAGAAGAAGUGGCAGAGCAAGCAGCCCCUGAUCUCAAUGGCGGACGGAUCGAUGUGCUGUACGCCAGCAUCGAUUUCUCCGUGUUGAGAAGAAAGAAUCCCAAGGAGGCAGAAAAGAAGCAACAAACACCAGAGACGGAGUAUGCUGAGAUUAAGAGAGACGUCAAAGAGAAAACGGGAAAAAAUGGCGGAGAGGAAGGCGAUGUGUUGGAGAGGGCGACGCUCAGGGAGGAUGACGAGACAACACGUGUUUCUAGAGAGGACGACGGGGAGGACGCUGAGGUGUACUCCAACGUGAAGGAUAUUAUGGCUGAGACUUGAGGACUGCUGCACUGAGGAAAGAGUUUCUUUACCCUCGUGGAUUGUUAUCCCAGUGAAUGAACGCUUUCUAACAGCUGGGCUCUUCAAACGUUCAGCCUGUGGUGGUGAACUGAAGGGACGCGUCACUCCUCCUCCGCCUGUUGAGGUCUGUGCAAAUCCAUUCAUUCAACUGAGGACUGGAAGUUGGACAAAGUCGGCAUUCGAGUGCGUUCGUGCUUCAAUGUGUUGACUUUUCAUAUCGGUCCAAGAUUAGUUGAACAACAAUGAAGCCGUCGGCUCCUCUGGAGUAUAAAGAGACGAGCAGCUCCGUCCUCUCGACUUGUGAGAGCUGAAGUGUGCUUUGGAUACACAUUUGAAGUAAUAUUGGUCCACGUCUGCGCGUAUACGUACGUGCACGCAAACAUUUCACAUUAUGCAUAUUGCAAAAAUUAUAAUAAUUAUGAAAAUAAUAAAAUAAAGGUGUGUGGUUGUACUGUUUUAGCCUUUAUAAUCACUUGUUCCUGUCUUUAUUUCUGCAUAUCUGUCUAUGCUGGUGAAGAUCACUAUUGCAGACGGAACCGACCUAGCAGCUGGACAUCCUCCUACAUGCAUAUAUAUGUAUAUGUGUAAAUAUACACAUUUAUAAAAUAGGGUGCAGUCUGGUAGUUUAUGAAUCCCACAUCUGCAUCAGCUGUUGACAUUUCGUCAAAUCGGUUCCAUGUCAUACUUUAAAGAAUAACUUUUGUAGAUGACCCGUGGAGCUGUCUAACUCAGACAGCUGAAACUUCAUAUUAACUUCAGCUGAAUUUAAUGAUGCAUGUUUUCACAGAAUGAGGACUGCAGAUUUAGUUUCCAUCUAUUGAACUGGAAUUUAAUCUGGAUGGGAUUCUUCAAGGAAACUAUUGUAGGAAUGUUUAUGUUCAUAUGCAUGUUAGUUUGGGAAAAAAGGACUCUCCUCUAAACUGGUGUGGAUUUUUAUGCAUUAAUUUAAAAUAAAAUAUGAAAAGUUGUUGAACUACAAAUUGCAGAUUAGUACGCCCUUUAUAAUAAAAAUUAAUGUUUUUAGCUUU
Pseudoliparis swirei is the source of this 3351-nucleotide messenger RNA. Its product is annotated as sialic acid-binding Ig-like lectin 10. Bases 122 to 2302 code for a protein of 726 amino acids. The transcript is spliced from 9 exons. The record is from RefSeq and is a predicted model, not a curated record. Lineage: Eukaryota; Metazoa; Chordata; Actinopteri; Perciformes; Liparidae.